CUCAUCUACACUUAGUGCAUCAGAAUGUGAAAAUGAAGAAAGUAAAUUGGAAUUUAUUGAACCAACUACACACAACAUGCCGACCAGAAAGAGAAAGAGGAAAUACAUUGCAGAUUUGUCCAGCAGUGACUUCUCUACGCCAGAGAAGCGAAGAAGGAGUCUUCAAAAUGUGAAAAGAGUUGUUGUAAUGCAAAGGACAAAAAUACGUACCCUCACAUCAAAAGUACGUCGACAGAAACUCCGCAUUACAACCUUGAAGAAUUUGGUAUCAUUACUGAAUGAAAAGUAUCAACUCACUGAAAGAUCACAGCAGGCAAUUUUAGCAUCAAUUCCUAAAACAGCAGGUGAUAUCUUCAGGCGGAUGAUGAGAGGAUCCAGUAGGCAAAAAUAUGAUCCCAGUUUAAGAACAUUUGCUCUUACACUGGCCUUCUAUUCGCCUAAAGCUUACAAUUAUGUGACCUUCAAAGAAGAAAGACUUACGGAAAUUUACAUAAAGCAAGUGAAAUGGUGA
Molecule: messenger RNA, 511 nt
Organism: Coccinella septempunctata (seven-spotted ladybird)
Lineage: Eukaryota; Metazoa; Arthropoda; Insecta; Coleoptera; Coccinellidae
Exons: 3
Coding region: 77-511 (144 amino acids)
Source: RefSeq, a predicted model, not a curated record